AUUAUCUAACAUGAGCGGUGCUUGCUGUGACAUCGAACCCUUUGAGGCAUUGAAUUCAUUUUGCUCUAACGAAAAAGGGUGAAAUUAUUAGUGACAACUGACCUGUUGGUGACACUACAUUUUGGGCAAGAGCCCAACCUGGCACCAUGAAUGUCCAGACCCAAGUCUACCAUCAUGCAACUUCUUUUUAAUUGAAGAGCUGUCUAGAUUGCUUAGAAAUUCAAUUUAGAAAUACAACUCUUGAUCUGAAAUAUGAUCUAUACCAUUGUAUAGUUAUCAUACUUGUAUCAUUACUUGGUUUGCUAAUCAUGGGCUUGGCUAAAGAUGCUUCCUGAUGUAAGACAACUGCUGACAAGAUCAAAGCAUAACUGUCCUCCUUCACAACCACAUGUGCAUUAUUUUACCACAGCUUCAGAGCUGAUACCAUAAGAGCAACUGAAUUGAAACACAAGAGCCACUUUCUUAAAAUGACUCGCACAAGUCGCCACAUUGCUCUGCUUCUCUUGCUGUCCUCCAUGCAUUCGCUAGGAAGCUCUCUAGCCUCAAAGCCUCUUCACCUUUCAGCUUCAGCAGAUGAAGUUCCUGCCAUCAUCAAAAGUGAUCCUCCUAUUACUAAUCUGUCUCAGAGACCUGUUCUUCAGCCCAAAGAAACCGCACCACUUCAGUUUCCGUGCACCUUGAGAAACCCUCAGGGCAAAGUGUGUGUGCGGGCCAAUCUAGGAGUUGAGUAUGUGGUGAGAGAGAACAAUAAGAACUAUUAUUUCAACAUGAAUCCCAGCUCAACACGAGCCACGGGAUUCUGUGGGAACCAAAAGGCUAAUCUCUCCCUGGACUUUGAUGGUGGUCAUCUGGAGUUCACUUUCGUCAAGGAAGGCAAUCUCUCCUAUGUGAGCACUAUCAAAGGUCUUCUGAGACCUGCUCCUCUUUGUAAAAAUUGCCAGGAUAAAACCUACGUAGGAGUUAUAAAUAACGACAAGCUAUUCAAAGCAAAAAAUGGCCUAAGCUUCCAAUGCAAGUCUCAGAUGACUCUAAUACUGGCGAGUUCCUUCAGAGUCAAACUGGUGCCACUGCAGAUUCAAGCCUUUGAUCUGGAUAAUGGAGCGUUUGGAAAAGAGGUGGAGUGCUGGGAGGACUACAGCAAGCGCAUGAUCCCCAUUAUUCUCGGUGGUGUAGCUGCGGGAGUUUGCCUCAUUGCCAUUCUGACGUAUGUGCUUGUCCGAGAACGCCGUGGCCGAGGUUACGAACAACUCUGAGACUAUACAUGUGCAUUGUGAAGAUGAAUCAAGAGAUUUAAUUGUGUGUUUUACAUUGUGUGGAUAAUGCUUUACAGUUAAAAUCUCAGUAAACAAUUAAAAUAUGGCUGACAUGACAUACCUUAGAUAUUGUGUUCAUUGUAAUGCAUAAGUUAUCAUUUAUAGUAUGGAAGUUUUGGGUCUUGACAAGAUAUGUACAUUCAAGGGAAUGAUUAUGAUAAGUGCAAGUUUUACAUGUGACUAUGAAACACUUGCCAUGGGGAAAAAAUCCUGAACUGCAUAGAGUAUAACAACUUGCUUCUUUGUCAAUGCUUUUUCAAUGGUAAGGUAGAUUGGGGGGAAAGCCCUCUUGGGGUAAAAUGCUCCCUCCUGUUAUCCCUAAAUAACCACUAGAUAAAGUAAAGAUAUAAGUACUUUUUUUUGUUCUGACAAGAGUGACGUAGAAGUAUUGAUCAAGAAGCUUGC
Messenger RNA from Carassius carassius (crucian carp), 1718 nucleotides. Its product is annotated as lysosome-associated membrane glycoprotein 3-like. The record is from RefSeq and is a predicted model, not a curated record. Lineage: Eukaryota; Metazoa; Chordata; Actinopteri; Cypriniformes; Cyprinidae. Gene Ontology annotation, cellular component: membrane. The transcript is spliced from 6 exons. The coding region runs from base 468 to 1253 and encodes 261 amino acids.